Messenger RNA from Xyrauchen texanus (razorback sucker), 1885 nucleotides. RefSeq names its product growth hormone regulated TBC protein 1a (gene grtp1a). Lineage: Eukaryota; Metazoa; Chordata; Actinopteri; Cypriniformes; Catostomidae. The transcript has 7 exons. The coding region runs from base 258 to 1424 and encodes 388 amino acids. The record is from RefSeq and is a predicted model, not a curated record.
UUGAUUGACGUGUGUCCUUGAGAUCCCGAGUGGAAUUAAUCGCGAGUGUUGGAAAACUCUUCGGUAUGGGGAAUGCGCGAGUAAAACACCGAAUAUAAUCCGUGAAUGAAUAAAGUUGAGUUAAAUCUUUACCUCAGAGUGGAUGUUGUGAGCGAAACACACGACAGGUUGAUCAGCGGCCUCCGUGUGUGUAAGUUCGGUGUUCUGGACCGGAUCGAACCGGAGCGGAUCUGUAGAUGUGGAGGUGAAUUGUGAAUAUGGAUGAUCGGAACGGGAGUCAGUCCACUCCACAGCCGCAGCUCCGCAUUAAUGUGCCCAGCACCGCGAAAGAGAGAGUGCCCAGUGUUGAUCCGUAUGGAUUCGAGCGCUCGAAUGAAUUUGAUUAUGAAUCCUAUGAAGAGCUCAUGUCUGAGUACUUGGCAGUGCUCACUAGAAGGUCUAUCAAGUGGUCAAAACUGCUGCAGGGGAGGCGGCGUGUGGACAGAAAUGUGAAGAUAAAGCGUUACGUACGGAAGGGCGUUCCUAACGAGCAUCGUUCACUGGUGUGGAUGGCGGCUAGCGGCGCUCAAGAGCAGCUGGACAGAAACCCUGGAUAUUACCAAUCACUGCUGACCGGUCAACAUGACCCCAGACUAAUGGAGACCAUCCGGACAGAUCUACACAGAACAUUCCCGGACAACAUUCACUUCCGUAAAUCAGCUGAUCCGUGUCUGCAGAAAGCCCUGUAUAAUGUUCUCCUAGCGUAUGGACACCAUAAUAAAGCUGUGGGGUACUGUCAGGGUAUGAACUUUAUUGCAGGAUAUCUCAUCAUAAUAACUAAAGAUGAGGAGAAAUCAUUCUGGUUAAUGGAAGCGCUUCUCGGCAGAAUCCUUCCAGAUUAUUACUCUCCAGCGAUGUUGGGUCUGAAGGCGGAUCAGGAAGUUUUGGGCGAGCUGGUGAGGAUGAAGGUUCCUGCGGUCUGGCAGCUCAUGCAGGAUCAUGGCGUCAUGUGGACUCUGGUGGUCUCACGCUGGUUUAUCUGCCUCUUCAUCGACAUUCUACCUGUGGAGACGGUUCUGAGGAUCUGGGACUGUCUGUUCUACGAGGGUUCUAAGAUUCUGUUCCGUGUGGCUGUGACUCUGAUCCGACACCAUCAGAUGCUCAUUCUACAGGCCCAAAACCUCCCCGACAUCUGUGAGCGUUUCAAACAGAUCUCCAGAGGUGUUUACGUGGAUGACUGCCACACAUUCAUGCAGGUAAAUUCUGAAGCGACACACUCUCGGCUAAAUAUACAAAAGGAUUUUGAUAGUAAACCUAAAGCACUCCGGUUUCACUUUAAUGUUCACAUUAUGACAAACGUUCUUGGUCGUUGUGUGUUCAAACAAGCGGUAUUAAUGACACAGAGGAGGAGACGCCUGAUUACUUUAAUACUGUCGAGUUUAUAGAAUAAAGAAACACAAAAGCUCAUAUGAGAAAUAAGAGCUUGUGGGUUUAAUCACAGAGCCUUAAAAUAACACGUGAAAGGGAAGAAUUUAGGACAGAAAUAUUUUACUAUUGCAUAAUAUAAUAUAACUAUAAAGGUAAAGUUUGUUGACACUUUAAAAAAGUUUAAACUAGAUUUAAAUGUUUCAAGUUUAUAUAGACCAGUUCUAAGGUGUUAUUAGAGACGGGUAGCAUAUUGCUAACAUGUUUUAAAAUGUAGCUAGGCAUCAUUAGCAUGUUUUAGCUUUUAGCUAGGUGUUCCUAGCAUGUUUCUAACAUGUUUUAGCUUGUAGCUAGGGUUUGGUUGCAUGUUGUUAACACGUUUUAACAUGUAGCUAGGGGUUGGUUGCAUGUUGCUACCAUUUGUUAACAUGUAGCUAGGAGUUGUUAGCAUGUUUUAACAUGUAGCUUGGAGUUGGUUGCA